Molecule: messenger RNA, 1238 nt
Organism: Arabidopsis lyrata subsp. lyrata
Lineage: Eukaryota; Viridiplantae; Streptophyta; Magnoliopsida; Brassicales; Brassicaceae
Product: pentatricopeptide repeat-containing protein At4g35850, mitochondrial
Exons: 6
Coding region: 851-1213 (120 amino acids)
Cellular component (GO): mitochondrion
Source: RefSeq, a predicted model, not a curated record
UGUAAAAACGUUUUUUCGGAAUAAAUUUUACAUUUUAUUCAAAAAAAAAAAAAAAAAUUUUUAUCUCCGCCGGUGGCCCCGUCCACUCUCCUUUCGGCUCCGCUGCAUCUAAUAGCUAUGAAGAUGAUGUGAUGCCUAUCGCAACUGGGCAUGGGAAAGAUUUUCACUAGAAGCCGAUUCCUGAUUUGUAAACGAGUUGGUUUUGGCUGGAGAUAGUGAAAUGUAACUUAGAGAGACUGAUUGUUGAGUUCUUAGUCAGAUGAUUGGAGAUUAUUAACAUGUAGGAGUUUUGAUGUAUAUUAAGUAGGUUUUCUCACAGCCUCCUUUUUUCUCAAAAGAUUCUCGAGUUUGUGGAGCAGUCAAAAGGCUGGUCAGCAAUUGAUUCAUCAAGGAAGAGUGCAGAAGAUGUGAUGUUUAGCAUCAGUGAAGAAGAGCUGUACAAUAUUCCAACCGCUGAUUAUGCCCACAGGACCAGGUUUCUGCAGAGGAAUUUGACCGUCUACCCCGUAGCAUUCAGUGCUCUCGCUAAUAUAAAGGAUGUAAAAGUGCUAUCUACACUCGGAAGACUUUGAGAAUGGUCUCAAAUUGUUUGAAGAUUACAUGAGCGCAGAUAAAAUCCCUGCCAUGGAAUUCUACACGGUAACACGACUAUCUGACCUCAUCACUGGUGUUUCUAUAUUCGCUUUGAGAGUGAACUUCUUGUUCUCUAUGACUCUAUAUACCGUGUGGGAAUGAAGUCUUCUAUAAAACUAAUGUUGUUGAUUCUCAAUCCUAAAUCCCCGCAAAUGAAUAUAGAGAUGAAUCUAAAUUCUCAAUAAAUGCAAUAGUCGAAGAGAAUUAUGCUUCUGCCAUGUUUCCCAUAAGUGGUUCAACAUAUCUUUGGGUGACCUGUAUAUGCUGUAUCUUUGGUUCACUUCUACAGACGCCUAUAGAAGGACCUAUGACAGGACACACCGAUAAUGGAAUGAAGAUUGCUCAAGACACUUUGGUCAAAAUGAAUGAACGCAAUUUCUUCUUAGACCCAAGAACUGGAAGCAAUCUGUUACUCAAAGCCGCUGGUGAAAAGACGGGAGGGUACAUAGUUGCAAAUAUGAUAUGGGAUCUGAUGCUAGUUCGGAAUAUUCUACCAACACUAGCUGCUGUUGAAGCUUAUUACAAGGGCUUGAAAGAACGUGAAAUACCAGAGGAUGAUCCGAUUGAAUUUAAGGAAUAAAAUACCAAUAUGAUAUUCUAUGGCA